AUGUCAUCACUCGCAGUGAGAUCAUUGAAGAAUGGUUUGGGUUUGAAGACCUCAAUCAGAACGUUAUCCUCAACUUCAUCCCAAUUGUCCAACUAUCAACAACCUGACUUUUCCUCCUAUUUAAACCAGAAGACCCCACAAAGCAGUAGAAAUUUCACUUACUUUAUGGUUGGAUCCAUGGGUUUGUUAUCUGCUGCCGGUGCAAAGUCCACAGUGGAAUCAUUUCUUUCAUCUUUUGCUGCAUCUGCUGAUGUUUUGGCUAUGGCCAAAGUUGAAGUCAAGUUGGGAGCCAUCCCAUUAGGUAAAAACGUUAUUGUGAAAUGGCAAGGUAAGCCUGUUUUCAUUAGACACAGAACACCAGAAGAGAUUGAAGAAGCAGAAGAAGUUGACAUUACUAAAUUAAGAGACCCACAAAAAGAUUCCGAUCGUGUUAAGAAGCCAGAAUGGUUAGUCAUGUUGGGUAUCUGUACGCAUUUGGGAUGUGUCCCUAUUGGUGAAGCAGGUGAUUUCGGUGGAUGGUUCUGUCCAUGUCAUGGUUCCCACUACGAUAUCUCAGGAAGAAUAAGAAAAGGACCAGCACCAUUGAACUUGGAAGUACCUGAAUACACUUUCCCAGAUGAUGAUACAUUGACUGUUGGUUAA
This is a messenger RNA of Lodderomyces margitis, 642 nucleotides long. RefSeq names its product ubiquinol--cytochrome-c reductase catalytic subunit (gene RIP1). Gene Ontology annotation, cellular component: membrane. The coding region runs from base 1 to 642 and encodes 213 amino acids. Lineage: Eukaryota; Fungi; Ascomycota; Pichiomycetes; Serinales; Debaryomycetaceae. The record is from RefSeq and is a predicted model, not a curated record. Gene Ontology annotation, biological process: mitochondrial electron transport, ubiquinol to cytochrome c. Gene Ontology annotation, molecular function: 2 iron, 2 sulfur cluster binding; quinol-cytochrome-c reductase activity. The transcript has 2 exons.